AUGGGGGGUGACAGUGAGUGGGGGGUGAUGGGGGGUGACAGUGAGUGGGGGGUGAUGGGGGGUGACAGUGAGUGGGGGGUGAUGGGGGGUGACAGUGAGUGGGGGGUGAUGGGGGGUGACAGUGAGUGGGGGAUGGCGGGGGGUGACAGUGAGUGGGGGGUGAUGGGGGGUGACAGUGAGUGGGGGGUGAUGGGGGGUGACAACUUCAGCGGCCACACAGGGGCGGCUCUGAUUCACUUGGAGGAGGACGCGCCAAGGGGUGGGUGGGUGGGAGCCCUCCUGCAGACAUUCACAUGUCUGUCUCUCUCUGUCCUUUCCAGCUGCCUGCAUCUCUCUCUUGACUCCCCCCCGUCCUCAGACCGCAUGAGCCAUACCGGCAUGGCUCUGAUUGACUUUGGGAAGAACGCGCCUGCCCUUGAUGGAGGCUGGGAGGCCACAUCCACAUGCCUGCCUCUUUACUUCAAGGGCCAUACUGGCAAAGCUCUCCUUCUCUUUGAGGAAAACGCCAAGGGGUGGGAAGCCGCCUCGAAGCUGGACAAGACAUAUAGCCAGGCAGGGUUGGGGAGGAAGGGGUUCUCUAAUGGGAGGAGGGGCGAGACCAAGGAGUUGUUCGCGUGGGCGGCAAGGGAGCAGGAUUUGAAGGAGGAGAGUGAGAAGGGGCCGCUGGGGAGUGUGCUGCACAAGAAGCACAAGGCGACCAAGAGCUUGAGGGAGGUGUUGGACGAAGAGGAGUCAGUGAAGCGGCAGCAGGAGAGGGAGGAGAGGCGCGUGCAGGAGCGCGCGUAUAUGCGCCUAUCAGAGCGACUGCAGGACACAGAGGGGCGGCUCAAGGAGAUGGAAGAUUCUGCUAUGCAACUCAGGAAGAAGCACGAGCAAGAGUUGGCAGAGGCACACGCGCACACACAGGAGGUGGUGGAGAGGCAGAUGAGGAAUCGCAUGCGCGAGGUGCGGCGUAUGGAAGGAGAGGUGGAGUGGCUGCAACAACAGCUGGAGGCGAAGAGUGUUGACGAGAAGAAGACGAGGCGGAGGCUGGAGGAGCUGACAUGGAAGCUGAAGCAGCAGGAGCAGCAGGGGGAGCUGCAGCAGCAGCAGGCUCAGAGGCGAGCGCGCGAGAUGGAGGAACUGGAGGGGAUGUUUCAGCAGGUGCGGCUGAAAGUCGAGCAGAAGCACCGAAUGGAGAUACAGGUUGAGGAGGCCAAGGGCAAGCAGGCAGUAGCGGGGGUGGGGGAGGGGGAGGGGGAGGGGGAAUUGGAGGGGGAGGGGUCUAAAGAGGCGGAGGAGAGGCUGAGGCGGCUGGAGGAGGAGUUGGAGGAGGCGAAGGAGAUGGUGGAGGAGGAACAGGACCGGUUCUUUCGCCUGUCGGUGGUUGCGCGGGUCAAGGAUGACGACGUGUUGAAUGCCCGGAAGACCGCGCUCGAGUUUCUGAAGGAGCAUCAGAAGCAUCUCAAGGCAGUGACCCUCCCAGGAGUACCCGAGCUGGUGAACAACCCUCCUGUGCGCCCCCAGACCGUGGGGCUGCUCAAGAAACCCCUCUGGCUCAAGGCCUACACGGCCUGCCGCACAUGCAAGGCGUGCCCCGAGUGCCGGGCGAAUAAGGCACUUAAAAAGUGCGAGCGGUGCAGGGCGUGUGGGGCGUGCAAGGAGGGGAUGGAGGGUCGGGAGGAGCGGGACCCCAACUGGCAGGCGGAUUUCACUGUCAAGUUCUCCGCGUGGGAGGAGCUGAUCAGGUCCACUGAUUAUGACUUUUUCCGAGUCCAAGAAAUAGAUGGAGUUGCCAAGCGUGUGUUCAACAGCACAGACGAGCUGGUAGCCAAGGCGAUGAGAGAGAUUGAGGCCGAUUUCGCGUGGGCGGGAGUGGCGGAUUUCAAGCGAGCUGCCGCAGAAAUCGAAGAGUACAACGCGAGUGGGCGGUACCCUGUUCUUCUGCUGAGCAACACAGUGGAGUGGAGAGGGGUGGAGAAUGGUUAUGGGGGAGGUAGAGGCGAGGUGAGCACUGCUGGCAAUGGCGGUGGUAGGGGUCUGGGCAGAGGUGGACGGGGAGGGCGGGGAUAG
This is a messenger RNA of Closterium sp. NIES-65, 2052 nucleotides long. Lineage: Eukaryota; Viridiplantae; Streptophyta; Zygnematophyceae; Desmidiales; Closteriaceae. The record is from the annotation of a GenBank genome assembly.